Molecule: messenger RNA, 142 nt
Organism: Racocetra persica
Lineage: Eukaryota; Fungi; Glomeromycota; Glomeromycetes; Diversisporales; Gigasporaceae
Source: the annotation of a GenBank genome assembly
GAUUAUAUUUACAUCUUAAAAGAAGUUAUUUCACAGGGUUUUACGGCUAGCAAAUAUUUUAAAAAACUAGAAUAUCAAUUUUCUCAAAAAAAUCAAGCUGAAGAGGAUUUGCGGAAAACGUUGAAUGAACUUGCUUCUAUGA